Molecule: messenger RNA, 4456 nt
Organism: Seriola dumerili (greater amberjack)
Lineage: Eukaryota; Metazoa; Chordata; Actinopteri; Carangiformes; Carangidae
Gene: map4k4
Product: mitogen-activated protein kinase kinase kinase kinase 4
Exons: 32
Coding region: 186-4256 (1356 amino acids)
Biological process (GO): protein phosphorylation
Molecular function (GO): protein kinase activity; ATP binding
Source: RefSeq, a predicted model, not a curated record
GGGAGCCCGCUGCUGCCACCUCAACAUGGAGUAGCGAGACCCCUGCAUUUACUGCUAAGAAGCGGAUCCCACAAAGAGGAAUACGCGACGGCCUCUGUCUAGUUUAUCCGCCGACGAGCCCGCAAAUGAUACAGCAGCAAAUAUUUUUAGAUAUCACAAAGGAAAGCUCGGCUUUUAUUUGAAAGAUGGCGAACGACUCUCCAGCUAAAAGUCUAGUAGACAUAGACUUGGCUUCAUUGCGGGAUCCAGCUGGGAUAUUUGAAUUGGUGGAGGUAGUUGGAAAUGGCACCUAUGGACAAGUAUACAAGGGACGACACGUCAAGACUGGACAGCUGGCUGCCAUCAAGGUCAUGGACGUCACGGAGGAUGAAGAGGAGGAAAUUAAACUGGAGAUCAAUAUGCUGAAGAAGUAUUCCCACCACAGAAACAUAGCCACCUACUAUGGGGCUUUCAUUAAGAAGAGCCCCCCGGGACACGAUGACCAGCUAUGGUUGGUGAUGGAGUUCUGUGGAGCUGGUUCGAUUACAGACCUGGUGAAGAACACCAAGGGGAACCAGCUGAAGGAAGACUGGAUCGCUUACAUCUCCAGAGAGAUCCUCAGAGGUCUGGCCCACUUACAUGCCCACCACGUCAUCCACCGUGACAUCAAGGGCCAGAACGUCUUGCUGACUGAGAAUGCUGAAGUCAAACUAGUGGACUUUGGUGUGAGCGCUCAGCUGGACCGGACAGUGGGGAGAAGAAACACCUUCAUCGGGACUCCUUAUUGGAUGGCCCCUGAGGUCAUCGCUUGUGACGAGAACCCCGACGCUACAUACGAUUACAGAAGUGAUCUGUGGUCAUGUGGUAUCACAGCUAUUGAAAUGGCCGAAGGAGCACCACCACUUUGUGACAUGCACCCGAUGCGUGCGCUCUUCCUCAUUCCAAGAAACCCUCCUCCUAGGCUCAAGUCUAAAAAAUGGUCCAAGAAGUUUUUCAGUUUCAUCGAGAGCUGUCUGGUGAAGAACUACACGCAGCGGCCCCCGACAGAGCAGCUGCUGAAGCACCCCUUCAUCCGAGACCAGCCCAACGAGAGGCAAGUCCGCAUACAGCUCAAAGACCACAUCGACCGCACCAAGAAGAAGAGGGGAGAGAAGGAUGAGACGGAGUAUGAGUACAGUGGGAGCGAGGAGGAGGAGGAGGAUCCCCCAGAGCAGGAGGGUGAACCAAGCUCCAUCGUCAAUGUGCCAGGUGAGUCCACCCUGCGCCGCGACUUCAUCCGCCUGCAGCAGGAGAACAAGGAGCGGUCAGAGGCGCUCCGCCGCCAGCAGCUCCUACAGGAGCAGCAGCUCCGGGAGCAGGAGGAGUACAAGCGCCAGCUACUGGCUGAGAGGCAGAAACGAAUUGAGCAGCAGAAGGAGCAGAGGAGGCGACUGGAGGAGCAACAGCGCCGUGAACGGGAGAUGAGGAGGCAACAGGAGCGUGAGCAGCGUCGCCGCGAGCAAGAGGAGAAGAGGCGUAUCGAAGAGAUGGAUCGUAGACGUAAAGAAGAGGAGGAGCGCCGGCGGGCGGAGGACGAGAAGAGAAGGAACGAUCGUGAGCAGGAGUACAUCAGGCGUCAGCUGGAGGAGGAGCAGAGACACCUGGAGAUGCUGCAGGAGCAGCUGCUCCGUGAACAGGCCAUGCUGCUGGCUGACGAGCGGUACCGUAAGAACAUUCAGGGCUCCCCUCAGACCGCCCCUCCUCCCAAGCAGCCCCCUCUGCCUCCCCGCUCCUCUGAACCGUUCUCCAACGGCGGCCCCUCCGAGGCCUCCGCCAUGCACCGGCCCAUGGAGCCUCAGGUCCAGUGGUCCCACCUGGCUGCUCUAAAAAGCAGCAACAGCGCCGCCCCCUCUCCUCCUCCUCCUCCGCCGCCCGUGGUCUCUCGCUCCCAGUCCUUCAGCGAGCCCGGCGGUGUGACCUCUAGCUUUGCACAACUCCACCUGCGUUCCCAGGACCCCCACCAUCACCACCACCAUCAUCACCCAUCGCCCGCACGCACUGACCCCCAGCCCCAACCUCCCCUCCACCACCCUCAGGCCCAGACUAGGGCCGAACACCAGGCCAGCAACGAGGAGGUGCCUCCCAAGGUGCCAGUGAGGACAACAUCCAGGUCUCCAGUACUGUCGCGCCGAGAGUCCCCUCUGCCGUCACAACCUGGCAACCAGGGCGUACAGAGGAACGCUGGCGGUAAUGUGGAGCAGCGCCCGCUGUGGGACCGAGUGGAGAAGCUGCAGCCUCGGCCCGGCAGCGGCAGCUCCUCCGGCUCCUCCAACUCCAGCUCCCAGGCCAGCCCUGGAGACCGCUUCAGACCACGCUCUUCCUCCAAGUCUGAAGGAUCGCCUCUCCAGCGGCCUGAAAACGUUCCCAAAAAACAAGAUGAAAAGAACCUCGCCAGGCCUACUCGACCAGCUGGUGAUGUGGACCUGACUGCUCUGGCCAAGGAGCUCCGUGCUGUCGACGAUGUGCGGCCUCCCCACAAGGUCACCGACUACUCCUCCUCAAGCGAGGAGUCGGGCACCACCGACGAGGACGAUGAUGAGGAGGUGGACCAGGAGGCGGGAGAGGAGUCCACUUCAGGAGCUGAGGACUCCAGAGCUGGAUAUUCCCAUGGCUUCUACAGGAGGCUGAGUAACGGGGAGACGGAGUCUGCUAAGACCAUGCUGGUCGAAGACUCCGAGAGCGACCAAGCCUCCACACCCUCCAAGGACGGCACGCUGGUCAUCAGACAGAGCGCCGUUGACAUAAAGCGGUCGGUCAAUCUCUCAUCCUCAUCCUCCUCCUCUUCCUCGGCUGGCUCUGGUCACGGCCACGGCCAGCCGCAACCCCCCGGCCAUGGCCUCCCAGAGAAAAACGGCUUUGCCGGCCGCAUACACCUCCUACCAGACCUUAUCCAGCAGAGCCAUCACUCCCCUUCCUCUUCCACAACCAUCCCUUCCUCCUCCUCCUCCUCCUCUUCCUCCUUCCCCUCAUCAUCUAGCCAUGCCAGUCCUGCCAUGUCCCCACAGAACCCCCUGGACAAGCUCACUACCAUAGAGUCCCAGUCAGAGAGCAACUCCAUGUCCAAACACAAGUCCUCCUCGUCCUUCACUCCCUUCAUCGACCCACGCCUUCUCCAGGUCUCUCCAUCCAGCGGCAGCUCCCUCAACAACAUGGCUGGAUUUGGGCAGGAUGGACGGCUGGUGGACCCGCUGAGGUCCGACCCGUCCCGUAAAGGCUCAGUGGUCAACGUCAACCCAGUCAACACGCGCCCGCCGAGCGACACGCCCGAGAUCCGCAAGUACAAGAAGAGGUUCAACUCUGAGAUCCUGUGCGCUGCGCUCUGGGGGGUAAACCUGCUGGUGGGGACAGAGAGCGGUCUGAUGCUGCUGGACCGAAGCGGUCAGGGGAAGGUCUACCCCCUGAUCAACCGGCGGCGCAUCCAACAGAUGGAUGUCCUGGAGGGACUCAAUGUUCUGGUCACCAUAUCAGGUAAAAAGAACAAGCUGCGAGUAUAUUACCUGUCGUGGCUCAGAAACAAGAUUUUGCACAACGACCCUGAGGUGGAGAAGAAGCAGGGUUGGGUCAAUGUGGGCGACCUGGAGGGCUGCGUCCACUACAAAGUCGUGAAGUAUGAGAGGAUUAAGUUCUUGGUGCUGGCCUUGAAGAAUUCUGUGGAGGUGUACGCCUGGGCUCCCAAACCCUACCACAAAUUCAUGGCCUUUAAGUCUUUUGGUGACCUGGUGCACAAGCCUCUGCUGGUUGACCUGACGGUGGAAGAGGGUCAGAGGUUAAAGGUCAUCUACGGCUCCUGCUCAGGCUUCCAUGCUGUGGAUGUGGACUCCGGUGCCGUCUACGACAUCUACCUGCCUACACAUAUCCAGACCAGCAUUCAAUGCCACGCCAUCAUCAUCUUGCCCAACACUGACGGGAUCGAGCUGCUGGUGUGUUACGAGGACGAGGGCGUCUACGUCAACACCUACGGACGCAUCACCAAGGACGUGGUGCUGCAGUGGGGAGAAAUGCCAACUUCAGUGGCCUACAUUAGGUCAAACCAGAUCAUGGGCUGGGGUGAGAAGGCCAUAGAGAUCCGCUCGGUGGAGACGGGACAUCUGGACGGCGUCUUCAUGCACAAGAGAGCCCAGAGACUCAAGUUCCUUUGUGAGAGGAAUGACAAGGUCUUCUUCGCCUCUGUGCGCCCUGGAGGUGCCAGCCAGGUGUACUUCAUGACCCUGGGACGCACCUCCCUCAUGAGCUGGUAGUCGCGAAACCCCCACAAACAACCAGCCAAACACGAUGACCGUACCUAAGCAGCGACCAACAGAUGACGAUUGUGACUAUGACCAAUGACGAUUAACACGAGAAAAACCGCCUUGAGUCUGAGCUGGAGAAGCGUCUCUGCGGCUUUCUCUCACCUGCUCGGGCAAACAAACCACGGAUUGGACUGUAAUCAUGAAAAGAA